This is a messenger RNA of Vidua chalybeata, 1372 nucleotides long. RefSeq names its product serine/threonine-protein kinase pim-1-like. The coding region runs from base 1 to 1254 and encodes 417 amino acids. Gene Ontology annotation, biological process: protein autophosphorylation. The record is from RefSeq and is a predicted model, not a curated record. Lineage: Eukaryota; Metazoa; Chordata; Aves; Passeriformes; Viduidae. Gene Ontology annotation, cellular component: cytoplasm. The transcript has 8 exons. Gene Ontology annotation, molecular function: ATP binding; protein serine/threonine kinase activity.
AUGCCGACCUCGGUCUCAGUCUCGGUCCCAGAGCACCCCCACCUGAUCUACCUGCUCGUUGUUUCGGUGCUCCUCAUUAGCCCGACUCUUGAGGACAUUGGCAUCUACAUGGCAGACUUCCACAGCCCGGCUGAUGCCGCGUCCCGCAAGGCGCCCCUCGGCGGGGCCGCCCCGUGCCCGCCCCUGCCCGUCCCGCCGCGGAGCCGCCUCCGCCGGGCUCUCUCCGUACUGGCUGUGGCGCCGCUGGAAGUGCCGCUCGCUCUGGUGCUGGCGGAGCAGCGCGCUCCGCCGCUCGUCAGCUCGGCCGCCGGCCCCGAGCCGCCGCAGCCCGGGGCGGCUCGGCAAGCAGCAGCGCGCCGGGCGCUCGGCUUGGCGGGGCAGAAGAGCGGGAGCGCGGUGCCGCCCGCACGGGCGGAGAAGCCUCCCCUGGAGCAGCUCUACCGGGAGGGCCCGCUGCUGGGGAGCGGCGGCUGCGGCAGCGUUUACUCCGGGACCCGGCUCGCCGACGGCGCCCCGGUGGCCAUCAAGCGAGUGUGCCGCGAUCGCAUCCCGGAGUGGGCGCGGCUGCACAACGGCGCCCUGGUGCCCCUGGAGCUGGCGCUGCUGUGGAUGGUGUCGUGCCCUGGCUUCCGCGGCGUCGUGCGGCUCCUGGACUGGUUCGAGCUGCCCGACGGCUUCGCGCUGGUCAUGGAGCGUCCGCAGCGCUGUCAGGACCUCUGGGACUUCCUGCACGAGCGGGGGUUCCUGACGGAGCCCGUGGCGCGGGGGCUGUUCCGCCAGGUGCUGGAGGCCGUGCGGCACUGCACCAGCCGCGGCGUCCUGCACCGCGACAUCAAGGCCGAGAACGUCCUCGUCGACCUGGCCACGGGCGAGGCGAAGCUCAUCGACUUCGGCUGCGGCACGAUCCUCCAGGACACGUUCUACACCCGGAUGUCAGGAACGCCGGAGUACAGCCCACCGGAGUGGAUCCUCUUUGGCUGCUACCAUGGCCAGCCAGCCACCAUCUGGUCCCUGGGCAUCCUGCUCUAUGACCUGCUCUGCGGGCACCUUCCUUUCCAGACAAACGAGGACAUCGUCCGGGGCCAGCUCUUCUUCCCGCCCUGGGUGUCUCAAGAGUGCCAGCACCUCAUCAGGUGGUGUUUAUCCAUGGACCCCGCAGACAGGCCAUCACUGGAAGAUCUUCUUGAGCAUUCUUGGCUGCAGGAGCCCUGCCUGGCCCAGGAGACAGCAGAGAUCCAUCCCUGUGCUCAGUAGGAUCCAGGAGCCCAGCAAGUACCAGCUGCAUGUGUCUGGUGGCACUCCAAGAAAACCCCGGAGCGUUUCCCUGCGGCCGCGGCACGGAGGAGAGAGCGCAGCCGAGGAGAUGCUUCCA